GUGGUGUUUUUUGCUGUCCCGAGGAAUUUCUCCAUCUCCUUUCCCUCUCUUGUUGCUCCAAAGUCGCAUCCUUUAGUCUUUCAGCUUUCAGUUCAUUGCCUCACUGUAGGACAAGGAGGACGGCUCUUCACUCAACCAAAGGUGUUUCACCGCAAUUUCGGUUUAGCUAGUCUAAACGAUGGACCAAUCCAGGCUUAAUACGAGGGGGCGUUGCUCCGGUUCGACACCAUCGGAUGAAUCGGCUUUGGAUUCCGAAAGAAACUGCUGCUGUCAUCCUCGUCUUCCUUCGUUUAGUUCCCCGACGCUUCAGCCUUUUGCCUCGGCUGGACAGCACAGUGAUAAUAAUGCUCCUUACUUUUCGUGGCCGACCUCCAGCAGGUUAAAUGAUGCUGCUGAAGAGAGGGCGGACUAUUUCUCUAAUCUGCAGAAAGGAGUUCUGCCUGCGACUCUUGGUUGGUUGCCGAAAGGGCAACAAGCAGCGACGUUGCUGGAACUAAUGACCAUAAGAGCGUUUCAUAGCAAGAUUUUGAGAUGCUACAGUCUCGGGACUGCAAUUGGUUUCCGUAUUAAAAAGGGUGUGCUGACCGACAUACCGGCUAUCCUCGUUUUCGUCUCCAGGAAAGUUGAUAAGCAAUGGCUCAGUCCCAUCCAAUGUCUACCUACAGCCUUAGAGGGGCCAGGAGGAGUAUGGUGUGAUGUGGACGUUGUGGAGUUCUCGUAUUUCGGUGCGCCUGAGCCAGCACCCAAAGAGCAGCUGUACACGGAGAUUGUGGAUGAUUUGCGUGGGGGUGAUCCGCAUAUUGGCUCAGGUUCUCAGGUAGCAAACCAGGAAACUUAUGGGACUUUGGGUGCUAUUGUGAAAAGUCAAACUGGCAGCCGACAGGUUGGGUUUCUCACAAAUCGUCAUGUUGCAGUUGACUUGGAUUAUCCGAAUCAAAAAAUGUUUCAUCCUUUGCCUCCAACACUUGGUCCCGGUGUAUAUCUUGGUGCAGUGGAGAGAGCUACUUCAUUCAUAACAGACGAUCUUUGGUAUGGCAUUUUUGCCGGAAUAAACCCAGAAACAUUUGUCAGAGCAGAUGGCGCAUUUAUUCCGUUUGCUAAUGAUUUUGACAUGUCCACUGUUACUACAUCCGUUAAAGGUGUUGGUGAGAUCGGUGAUGUCAAGGUUAUCGAUUUGCAGUCUUCAAUCGGUAGCCUUAUUGGUAAGCAAGUUAUGAAGGUCGGAAGGAGUUCUGGCUUAACCUCGGGAACGGUAUUAGCUUAUGCCCUUGAAUAUAAUGAUGAGAAAGGCAUAUGCUUCUUAACCGAUUUUCUUGUUGUCGGCGAGAAUCAGCAAAGUUUUGACCUUGAAGGGGAUAGUGGAAGCCUCAUCAUUAUGAAAGGUGAAAACGGGGAGAAGCCGAGGCCAAUAGGAAUUAUAUGGGGUGGAACUGCAAACCGGGGUCGACUUAAGCUAAAAGUUGGACAGCCACCGGAAAAUUGGACCAGUGGGGUUGAUCUUGGGCGACUGCUCAACCUCCUUGAGCUUGACAUCAUCAUUACAGAGGAAGGGCUUAAAGAAGCAGUGCAAGAACAAAGAGCGGUCUUGGCAGCAGCUAUUGCCUCUAUAGUUGGGGACUCCUCGACUCCAGAAAGGGUUCUAAAGGACAAGAGCGAAAACAAAUUCGAGCCAUUGGGUUUUCAGAUUCAGCAUAUCCCAUUAGAAGUAGACUGCAACAGCCCGGAAACGAAUCCUUCAACUAUAAAAACCGAGUUUCAUUUGGAAGACGGUGUCAGUGCUGGUCCUAGCAUAGAGCACCAGUUUAUUCCAAGCUUCAUCGGGCGAUCUCCCUUGCAUAGAAACUUCUCCGACAAGGCCGUCUCUGAAAAUCUUGCAUCGUUAAGGAACGGCUGCGAUGAAGAUCUUUGCGUUUCAUUGCAUUUGGGCGACAAUGAAGCCAAGCGGAGGCGUUCCGAAGCUUCAACCAGCACUGAAGAACCAAAGUGAAAAACCCUUUUUGGGACCCUAAAUUUUAAUGGAGUUAAGGCUGCAAAAUUGUAUGUUUUAACUCUGUAACUUUACUAGGUCGAGUUAACCUCAGUAAUUUACAACAGUGAUUUAGUAAACAACUCUUUCUUCCCUCUUUUAUUGCAGUAACGGACUGGAAAUUUCUUCCCCAUCAG
Hibiscus syriacus is the source of this 2163-nucleotide messenger RNA. RefSeq names its product protein NARROW LEAF 1-like. Lineage: Eukaryota; Viridiplantae; Streptophyta; Magnoliopsida; Malvales; Malvaceae. The record is from RefSeq and is a predicted model, not a curated record. Bases 179 to 1987 code for a protein of 602 amino acids. The transcript is spliced from 6 exons.